Messenger RNA from Talaromyces atroroseus, 1221 nucleotides. Its product is annotated as GTP-binding protein gtr2. Gene Ontology annotation, biological process: regulation of autophagy; positive regulation of TOR signaling; cellular response to amino acid stimulus. The record is from RefSeq and is a predicted model, not a curated record. The transcript is spliced from 4 exons. Gene Ontology annotation, cellular component: fungal-type vacuole membrane; nucleus; Gtr1-Gtr2 GTPase complex. Gene Ontology annotation, molecular function: GTPase activity; GTP binding. NCBI's taxonomy places the organism in Eukaryota, Fungi, Ascomycota, Eurotiomycetes, Eurotiales, Trichocomaceae. The coding region runs from base 1 to 1221 and encodes 406 amino acids.
AUGUGGAACGAAUAUUCUGUCAUCCCCGUGCCCAGCAACAGGCCCAAAGUUCCACCGGGUCAAGACAGGCUAAUCUUCUCGGAUAGCUCUGUAUUGCAUGGAGAACCAAUCCAAAUCAAGACACGUGCCCAGCUAAAGUUGGAACAUAUUUUACAGGACAUCCAACGCAUAAAGCAAGCUCAAGCGAAGGCAGGCCUGCCUGUGAAUCCUAAUGACAACAAGUUCCGGGACAGCAAGCCUCGGCUCUUGCUGAUGGGGCUGCGCCGAAGUGGGAAGUCGUCCAUUUCUAGUGUCGUAUUUCACAAGAUGCCUCCGAACGAGACAUUAUUUCUUGAGUCGACUACUCGCAUUCAAAAAGAUUCUAUCCAUUCAUUUAUGGAUUUCCAGGUCUGGGACUUCCCUGGUCAGCUAGAAUUGCUUGACCCUUCGUUUGACCUAGAAAGCAUUUUUGGUUCUAUAGGUGCCCUUGUCUGGGUGAUUGAUGCACAAGACGACUACCUGGAAUCUGUCGUGCGGCUCAAUCGGACCAUUCUGAUCAUCCUACAAUACUACCCAAACAUUAAUAUUGAAGUCUUUAUACACAAGGUCGAUGCACUAGCCGACGAAUACCGGACGGAGGUAUUCCAGGACAUUGUGCAGCGCAUUUCCGACGAGCUUAGUGAUGCAGGCUACGAGAAUGCCCCUGUGCACUACUAUCUUACUUCUAUUUAUGACUACUCCGUUUUCGAGGCAUUCAGUAAAGUGAUACAAAAGCUCAUCCCGCAAUUACCGACGUUAGAGAACUUGAUCAACAUUCUUGGGAAUAAUUGCGGGUUUGACAAGUGUUAUUUAUUUGAUGUGCUCAGUAAAAUAUACAUCGCGUCGGAUACCCGUCCAGUGGAUAUGUCGUGCUAUGAGAUGUGUUCUGAUUAUAUCGAUGUCAUCGUUGAUAUCUCGGAACUCUAUUCGUGGGAACAUCCUGCACGCAAGCCAAAGGGCGAGCAGAUGCGUGAGGCUGAGUCUCAUGUGGUUUUGCAAGAUCGCAGCAUGAUCCAUUUGAUGGAGAUGAACAAGUACCUUUGUCUAGUAUCGGUUAUUCGAAAUCCUGACGCUAGUGAGAAAAAGGGACUGAUUGAUAUGAACUGCCGUAUCUUCCAGGAGGCUCUUAACGAAGUCUUUUCGCGUCCGUGGGAGCAGCCAGAGGGACUGGAUUCGGCGGUAGCAGUUCACGAGGGGGCAUAA